Gekko japonicus is the source of this 2389-nucleotide messenger RNA. RefSeq names its product CLPTM1-like (gene CLPTM1L). The coding region runs from base 1 to 1461 and encodes 486 amino acids. The record is from RefSeq and is a predicted model, not a curated record. NCBI's taxonomy places the organism in Eukaryota, Metazoa, Chordata, Lepidosauria, Squamata, Gekkonidae. The transcript has 16 exons. Gene Ontology annotation, cellular component: membrane; endomembrane system.
AUGGUGCAAGGAGGCGAAGGGAGCGACGGCUGCAUCCGGCCCUACCUGGCCCGGCGGCCCAAGCUGCAGCUAAGUGUUUACACGACCACACGAUCCAACAUAGGUACCGAGAAUAACAUUGAUCUGGUUUUGAAUGUGGAGAAUUUCGAUGUUGAAUCCAAGUUUGAAAGAACUGUGAAUGUGUCCGUACCAAAGAAAACACGGAAUAAUGGGACUUUAUAUGCGUACAUCUUUCUUCACCAUGCUGGAAUCCUGCCCUGGCAUGACGGGAAACAGGUGCAUAUUGUAAGCCCAUUGACUACCUACAUGGUCCCUAAACCGGAAGAAAUUAAUCUUCUCACUGGAGAAUCUGUCACCCAGCAAAUUGAAGCAGAAAGAAAGCAAACUUAUGCACUAGAUGAACCCGUCUCACAUUGGAGGUCCAGGUUAACCUUAAAUGUCAUGGUGGAAGACUUUGUGUUCGAUGGCUCUUCUCUCCCGGCGGAUGUGCAUCGAUACAUGAAAAUGGUUCAGCUUGGCAAGACAGUACAUUACCUUCCAAUACUGUUUAUUGAUCAGCUGAGCAACAGAGUGAAAGAUUUAAUGAUAAUAAACCGUUCAACAACAGAGCUGCCGCUUACAGUGUCGUAUGAUAAAAUAUCCCUGGGAAAGCUCCGAUUUUGGAUCCAUAUGCAAGAUGCUGUGUAUUCUCUGCAGCAGUUUGGCUUCUCGGAAAAAGAUGCUGACGAAGUAAAGGGAAUUUUUGUGGACACCAACCUCUACCUUCUUGCUCUGACAUUCUUUGUGGCAGCAUUCCACCUUCUCUUUGACUUCCUCGCGUUCAAAAAUGACAUCAGCUUUUGGACCAAAAAGAAAACUAUGAUUGGCAUGUCUACGAAAGCAGUGCUUUGGCGAUGCUUCAGCACCGUGGUCAUAUUUCUUUUCCUCUUGGAUGAGCAAACGAGCUUGUUGGUGCUGAUUCCAGCAGGUGUCGGGGCACUGAUCGAGCUUUGGAAAGUGAAGAAAGCCCUGAAGAUGACGUUCGAAUGGGGAGGGCUGAUGCCCAGAGUUAAGUUUGGAGACUUCACCGAAUCCGAAAAGAAAAUGGAGGAGUAUGACAACCAGGCCAUGAAGUACUUGUCAUAUUUGCUAUACCCAUUGUGUAUUGGAGGUGCAGCUUAUUCUUUGCUGAAUGUCAAAUACAAAAGCUGGUACUCAUGGUUGAUUAACAGCUUUGUUAAUGCCUCCCAGAUGCUCCUGUGCAUUUCCUUUUUCUUCCAGGCAUUCAACACUUUCAUUGAUGAUAUUUUUGCCUUUAUCAUCACGAUGCCAACAUCUCAUCGGCUGGCGUGUUUCAGAGAUGAUGUGGUGCUCCUGGUCUACCUUUACCAAAGAUGGCUUUAUCCUGUGGAUAAGAGCAGAGUGAACGAAUACGGAGAGUCUUAUGAAGAGAAGCCAAGAAGAAAGCCCCACAAGGAAUAAUCUGAGGACACUCUAGGAGUCUGCUGGGCCUGGGAAUCGGCUGCCACGUGUUUGACUUUUGGGGAGAGCCUCUAAGUACAAGAGUAUUCUUCAGAGCUUGUGACAGAACUUCACGGACAAUAGAUCGUCUGCAUUGCCAAAAUAAGUUUUGAUCGUCUGUGGAUCCAGCUGUCUUUUUAUUGUUUGCGCUGGUGUUCAAGAAGUCUGCCAAUAUUUUUGCCAGGUUUCAGUCAACCAUUUUAAAUUUCCAUGGAAGUUUCUACAUGCAUCUUAGUAGCAUCGAUCCCACAGAUCUGUUCAAGUGGUGGUGGUGGUGGUGGCGUCCUCUGGUGCAAAGCACCUUCCCCUGCCUUGCCCCGGAGGGAGGCACCCCGGCUAGUGAUCAGUUGAUGGGCCCCAUCCCUGUGUUAACUCACUGGGCAAUGGGAGGGGGGGCAUGCGCAUGUCCGCCUGGCCCCAGGGUGAUUGCGGGGUUGGCUGGAUGAUGCAAAUACGUGGAAGGAGGUUCCUGUGGCAUCAGAAAACGGCAUUGUGGAUUAUGGGGCUGGGGGUGCCCGCAUGGAUUGGUUCACCACCCAUUUGUGCCGUGGCCUGCGGGCUCUCUCCGGAUGUUCUUCCCUGCAUGGUGAGUUAAUGUGCAGACUGGCUGCACAGGGCUACUGUCUUGAACUGUCCAGCAAAUGUCAUUGUGAUAUGUAUAUUCUAGAACCACUUUUCUGGCUGCAAGAACUACAAGUUAUAUUGUGAAUAAUGUUGAAAAGACAAAAAAGCAGACCCUUAAAACCUUUGUAUAGGGAAAACAAGUUUUUACUCUUCACUGGACCAAUCCCUGGGCACAGUCCGUUCCACUGGGUGGGAGAGCAGCUCAUGCUUACACACUCCCCCUCUGAAAUCAUCGGAAGUUAAAAAGAAGGGUCUCUUCGGCUAC